Messenger RNA from Vicia faba (fava bean), 1128 nucleotides. The record is from the annotation of a GenBank genome assembly. Lineage: Eukaryota; Viridiplantae; Streptophyta; Magnoliopsida; Fabales; Fabaceae.
AUGGACAAUAAAUCAAAAGCCAAAAAAAGCAAAAACAGUGUUGCUUCAUCUACAAGUUACCAUAACUUCUUUAGUUCAAAGCAUACUAUGGAAAAAAAACUUGUCUGCAGUGGUUGCGAACAAGAGUUUGUAGUACCAACAAAAACAACUUCAUACCGUUGCUACAAAUGCAAAGGUGUUAGUAAAUCAAGAGAAAACAGUUUAGGAGCCAAAUUAUUGAACCAGAGGAAACUAGACCAUGCUGGGAGAAUUGGAUCAGGUUAUUCAUCGUCAACUAUAUUUGGUAACAAACGUGCGGUUCUUUGUGGAGUUUCUUAUAGCAGAAGAAGUCGAUAUAGGCUUGAGGGAACCAUUAAUGAUGUUGUUAACAUGAAAUCUCUACUGGUUGAUAAUUUUGCAUUCCCAACUCAAUCCGUACGCGUACUCACAGAAGAACAGAAGGAUCCAAAUUUCAGUCCGACAAGGAAGAAUAUAAUGGAAUCCUUAAAAUGGUUGGUGAAAGACUGCAAAUCAGGAGACUCAUUGGUGUUCUACUUCUCCGGGCAUGGUAUGCAACAAGCGGCACAUGAUAAAGAAGAUGAAAUAGAUGGACUCGAUGAAACAAUUUGUCCUGUUGAUUUUAUUAGAUCAGGAAUGAUCACUGAUAAUGAAAUCAACUCUACUAUUGUUGGACCUCUCAAGAACGGUGUUAAACUUCACGCUUUUAUUGAUGCUUGUCAUAGUGGAACUACUCUUGAUCUUAUGCAUGUUUAUAAAAAAGACAUUGGAAAUUGGAAAUGGAUGGAUAACAAUCCCCAUAACACAAAAUCUGUUACUAAAUCUACAGCUGGUGGAAUGGCCAUUUGCAUCAGUGCUUGUGAAGAUUAUCAAAUAGCUGCUGACACUGCAGCUUUUGGAGGAAAACAGAUGAACGGUGUUAUGACGUAUCUUUUAACAAAUAUAAUCAGACAACAUUAUGGAAUUACUUAUGCCGCUUUGCUAGAAAAACUGCACCACGAAAUUGGGAAGAUUCAGCAAAACAAACACUUUAACAGGCUCUUGAAACGUAUUUUUCGAAGUAAAAUUGAUCAGGACCCUCUUUUAUCAUCAUCGGCGAUAUUUGAUGUUAAUACGAGAAUAUCACUUUGA